Molecule: messenger RNA, 1422 nt
Organism: Stegodyphus dumicola
Lineage: Eukaryota; Metazoa; Arthropoda; Arachnida; Araneae; Eresidae
Product: 28S rRNA (cytosine(4447)-C(5))-methyltransferase
Biological process (GO): maturation of LSU-rRNA; rRNA base methylation
Cellular component (GO): nucleolus
Molecular function (GO): rRNA (cytosine-C5-)-methyltransferase activity; RNA binding
Source: RefSeq, a predicted model, not a curated record
AAAAAAAAAUAGGGGAUGAAGAGGUAUUUUGUGGGAUUCUACUUUUUACUCCAAAGAGAGGAUGAAAUAAUGGGUGAUGACUUUGGGACUAAUGAUUCAGAGGAAGACGAAGAGGAUGAUGAGAACUUGCUGCCCAUAGAGAAGGCUUCAAAAAAGCUUGCAAAAAAGGAAGCUGAAAACAGGGAACUGGAACAAGCAGAGACUCUGACGAAUAUCGCUGAGACAGAAACUUUUAAACUUCCCAGUGGGCAAGAAAUUGAAAAAGAAAUUGCCGAACCGCCUGAUCUAGUUGCAGUCAGCCAGAGGAUCAAAGACGUAGUUUCUGUCCUUACAGAUUUUAAAACUAAAAGAGAAGAAGAUAAGGAUCGGAUAGAUUAUCUAAGCCAGUUAAAGCAGGAUUUGUGUACAUAUUAUAGCUACAAUGAAUUUCUCAUGGAUAAGUUUCUCCAGCUAUUUUCACCUUCAGAGUUGGUGGAACUGUUGGAAGCAAACGAAGUUCAGCGACCAGUCACCAUAAGAGCCAACACACUAAAAACCAGGCGUGGCGACCUGGCCCAUGCUUUGAUCAAUCGAGGGGUGAAUCUGGAUCCCGUCGGAAAGUGGUCCAAAGUCGGCUUGGUGGUGUACGAUUCGCAGGUUCCUAUAGGUGCAACUCCAGAGUAUCUUGCUGGGCAUUACAUCCUGCAGGGAGCUGCUUCCCUGUUACCCGUGAUGGCACUGGCACCGAAGGAAAACGAGAAAAUUCUUGACUUAUGUGCUGCUCCAGGGGGAAAGACAACCCACAUAGCUGCCCUAAUGAAGAACACAGGUGUACUGUUUGCGAAUGAUGCAGUGAAAGACCGAGCGAAGGCCAUUGUUGGAAACCUCCAUCGCUUGGGCGUGACGAACACCAUAGUGUCCAUUCAGGAUGGACGAAAUUUUUCAAAGACGAUGGCAGGUUUCGACAGAGUUCUGUGUGAUGCUCCCUGCAGCGGAACUGGUGUUGUUUCCAAAGAUCCCAGUGUGAAAGCAACAAAAGAUGAGAAAGAUAUUUUACGUUGUGCCACAAUUCAGAGACUGCUUUUGAUGUCUGCCAUAGAUUGCACCAAUGCAAAUUCAAAAACUGGAGGGUAUAUUGUUUACUCCACCUGUUCCAUACUGCCAGAGGAAAACGAAUGUGUCAUCGAUUAUGUCUUGAAAAAGCGCAGCGUGAAGGUAGUACCCACCGGCCUGGAUUUUGGAAAAGAAGGCUUGGCUCGCUACCGAGAACACAGAUUUCAUCCAUCACUGAAACUGGCCCGCCGGUUCUACCCACAUAUGCACAACAUGGAUGGGUUCUUUGUGUGUAAAUUAAAAAAAUUCAGCAAUGUUAUACCAGACAAAUUGAAACCUGAAGAAAAUGCCACGUAGUGUAAUAGGAAAAUAAAUUGUUUUUUUAUUAGA